AUGUCUGACUCUACAGCACCAUCCCUACCGCCUCCCCGCCGAGUCGUGACUGGCCACAACCCUAACGGCCAGGCAACAGUAGCCUUCGACUCCCACCUUACCCCCCAGCCUGUGGGAGGUAACAACUUGACGAUACUGUGGUCAACGAGCGAGCAUCCCGCAAACGUCAAUGGCUCCGAAGAUGCAGCACUAUCACCGCGGAGUUGGCCUCCCACAGGCACUGGGGUCUCCGCUUAUGAUAUUCCCCCAAAAGCAGAGGGAGUGUUCCAUCGCUCUAUCACGCUCGACUACGUGAUAGUGGGCAAAGGAAGCGUUGUUUUGAGCCUGGACGAUGGCUCGCAAGUAACGUUGAACGAGGGCGAUAUGGUCGUUCAGCGAGCUACGAUGCAUAGCUGGAGCAACACAACCGACCAGUGGGCACGCAUCUACGGAAUGAUGAUCCCGGCGCAGGCGCCUGUUGUGAAUGGGAAGGAACUCAAGGAGGAUUGGCCUUUUUGA
Messenger RNA from Aspergillus oryzae RIB40, 498 nucleotides. RefSeq names its product cupin domain-containing protein. NCBI's taxonomy places the organism in Eukaryota, Fungi, Ascomycota, Eurotiomycetes, Eurotiales, Aspergillaceae. Bases 1 to 498 code for a protein of 165 amino acids. The transcript has a single exon. The record is from RefSeq and is a predicted model, not a curated record.